Messenger RNA from Penaeus indicus, 1173 nucleotides. RefSeq lists its product as uncharacterized. The record is from RefSeq and is a predicted model, not a curated record. Bases 1 to 1173 code for a protein of 390 amino acids. NCBI's taxonomy places the organism in Eukaryota, Metazoa, Arthropoda, Malacostraca, Decapoda, Penaeidae. The transcript is spliced from 5 exons.
AUGUCGCUGCCGGUCACCAGUAUUGCGGUUGGAAAAUGGAGUAAGCAAGACUACAACUCCAUCUUACCGAACCGUAAAUUUGUAUAUGUAAAUUCCCCACCUUCGGGCGGCGGCGGAAGUGUAGCGGGAAGAUCAGAAGUAUCAGGAACCUUGAGUUAUUUCCGGCGAAGUGACCUGGUGAUUUGCAGAGUAUAUAAACAAGCGGUUUUUCGGAGUCUCGGUAGUUCAUUUACAGGCAAGAUGAUGAAAUACUUUGGUAUCUUCGUAGCGGCGAUCGCGGUGCAUCAUGCAUCUGGCGAUGGAGGCUUUGGCUCUGGAGGACACGGAGGAGGACUCGGAGGACAUGGAGUGGCUGUCGGAGGAGGCCACGGCCUUGGAGGAGGACUCGGAGGCGCUGUCAGGGGCGGCCAUGGAGGGUAUGGCGGAGGCGUAGCCACCGGCUUCAGCGUGUUCAACCUCGGAGCCCCUCUGGGAGGCUACGGUGCCGGUGGCUCCUCCCUAAGGCGCGGUGGCCUCAGCGGGGGUUCCUCCUUGGGGCAUGGAGGCCUCGCCGGCGGCUCCUCCUUAGGGCACGGUGGCCUCGCCGAGGGUGCCUCCUUGGGACACGGUAGUUUCGCCGGCGGCUCCUCCUUAGGGCACGGUGGCCUCGCCGGGGGCGCCUCCUUGGGGCACGGUAGUUUCGCCGGCGGCUCCUCCUUGGGGCACAGUAGCCUCGUCGGCGGUUCUUCAUUAGGGCACGGAGGCCUUGCCGGUGGCUCCUCCUUGGACCACGGUGGCCUCGCCGGCGCUCAGUCCCUGGGAUUUGGCGGCCUUGAUGUAGGCCAUUCCGCGGGCCACGGGGGCGCCUUGGCCAGUGGCGUUCACGCCGGCGGCCUCGGGGGGGUUGUCGUCGCUCCCCUCGGGGACUCCUACGGAGUUCUUUUCACUGGUAUUUUCCUGAUGGACAAAACUCCUGACACAUCCUUUCAAAUUUUUCAUCCUGUUUGCUUUCUGCCAGAUAUGUCUUUCACCUCACUACCGUCCACUGAUAGGAUGGAGCCCAGACUGUGCUGCAAUUCUUCUUUUGACUCUACCCCAAAACCACGUCAUCGGAAUACAUCAUGUCCACGGUGGUCCCUCUUUUACGCCUUCUACCAGCACAUCAAAUACAGUGAUGCAGAGGAAGGGCCUUAG